AUGACGGCACAGCAGGCCCAUACGAGCACCACCUUCACCUACUCCAACGUAGAGGUUUCAACCACUACGCCCGGUCAGUCUCCCACAUCUGCCUCGGGCAACAUGUCAGGACUGGCAGUUCCUGGACCUUCCGGGUCUAGCAAGGCACCUGCCAAUGCGGUGCAAUCAGAAGCUGGCGCAUCGCCGUCUACCACCCAGACAGACGCAAUGAGCACUUCUGCUGGUCAGGAUAGUAACGCAGACUCUGGUAGCGUCAUGACAGAGGACGAGGAGGACUUGGAGGACUAUUGCAAGGGAGGCUACCACCCUGUCCACGUUGGCGACACUUUUAGCGAGGAUAGGUAUCUCAUCGUGCGCAAGCUCGGGUGGGGACAUUUUUCGACAGUCUGGCUCGCCAGAGAUAGCAAAGCCAAUCGGCACGUCGCUUUGAAGGUAGUCAAAUCCGCGCCGCACUACACCGAAACUGCUUUGGACGAAAUCAAAUUGUUGCAGCGCUUGGUCGCAGCCAACAAGACUCAUGCAGGUCGCAGACACUGCGUCUCUCUUUUAGACCACUUCAAGCACAAAGGUCCAAAUGGUUCUCACGUGUGCAUGGUGUUUGAAGUCCUUGGUGAAAAUUUGCUCGGACUUAUCAAGCGCUAUCAGCAUCGCGGUGUGCCACCUCACAUUGUCAAGCAAAUCGCCAAGCAGGUCUUGCUGGGACUGGAUUAUAUGCAUCGGGAAUGCGGCAUCAUUCACACCGAUCUCAAGCCGGAGAACGUACUGAUUUGCAUCGACGAUGUGGAGUCGGUGGUGCAAGCCGAGUUGCGCACAAAUCCCGCCGCAGUCCCCACAAAGCUGGUCGGCGUGCCUCCAAGUCAAGGCAGAGGAGGUAUGCAGACGCCCCGAAGAGACGGCAUCUUUAUCACAGGCAGUCAACCGCUUCCCAGCCCUAGCUCGAGCCUCGGCUCAAGCCCAAUGUUUGAUAAGUGGGCUUUCGGCAUGUCGCGGAUAGAAAAGGCAAGUGGCAGCGAGUUCGGAGCCAAGAGCCAGGAUAGCUUGGGCCCGCGAUCUGCAGACAGCACUUCGACAGCUCCGCAAGAGCAAGCACAAAGCGCAGACUCGAUUGCGAGAAGCAUGAGCCAGAUGAGCACCUCGGGGCCUCAAUCACCGAGCGGCGUGAAUGCACCUACAUUUCCGCACCGCAGCGUUGCACACCCACAUAGCCACGGGCCUUCCCUUUUGUCCCAGCAAGCGCCCGGUCUCGGCAAGGCGAGCGGGGAAAAGUCAACAGUCGGCGGCUCUGCGACCGAAAGCGCGACUGUCCCGCAAUCAUCGUCCAGCUCUUCGUCAUCCACAUCGGCAAUGUCGACCGAUGCGCCAGCUCCCGAAGCCAAGGAUCCUGAUUCAACCCCUGCGACUUCGGCCGAUACGAGGAGAGGCGAGGAGGACGGCUAUCACCCACCCGCUGUCGCCGCUGGAGAUCCCAACACUUUGCCCCCUCCUCCACCUUAUGACCCCACCACGCUCGAGCGGAUCACUGUGAAGAUCGCUGAUUUGGGCAAUGCUUGCUGGACGGAUCAUCAUUUUACAAACGAUAUCCAGACGCGCCAAUACCGGUGUCCGGAAGUCAUCAUUGGGGCCAAGUGGGGUCCAAGUGCAGACAUGUGGAGUGCUGGCUGUAUGUUCUUUGAGCUGCUCACUGGAGAUUAUCUCUUUGACCCGGCGGCUGGUUCAAAGUACAACAAGGACGACGAUCACAUUGCUCAGGUAAUUGAAUUGCUCGGCGACUUUCCGAAGUCACUAGCCUUCUCGGGCAAAUACAGUGCAGACCUGUUCAACAGGAGGGGCGAAUUGCGGCACAUUCACAAGCUGCGAUUCUGGCCGCUGAUUUCGGUACUGCAGGAGAAGUACUUGAUGCCUUUCGAGGACGCCAACAAGUUGUCAUCGUUCUUGCUGCCUAUGCUCAAGCUUCAUCCGGACAAGCGAGCUUCAGGAAAGGAUUUGCUCGACCACGAAUGGCUCGAAGGAAUUCUGGUAGAAGGCGAAUUCGAAUUGGCGAGGAGGCAAGCAAUGUUUGGACCGGAUGCUGAUGUGCCAAUGACUGGAGACGUCAACGCGCCCCUCUCGCUUGGUGACGACGACCAAGAUGCGUUGGACGCUCUCAAGCCUAUAUCGACUUCUUUGACUUCGAGCUACGCCUCCUCACCUCAAGCUGGCGUUCAUCUGGAUCCGAAAGCCCUGCAGGAAGCGCAGAGGCGGGCUACUGAGCACGCAGCGCAAGCUGCGCAAGCUCUUCAAGACAAUUCUGCGAGCCAUGCGUCUCCUACAAGUCAGCCUCCGACGGCCACCAGCAGCGCGCCUUACCCGCAGCCUGCAGAGCCGCGCUCUCAGGCGCAGACUUCGAGCAGCUCAAAUGCACCUUCCACGCAGCCUUCGAGGACGAACAGCGCGACUAGGACUGCGGACCCCUCGGCAGGACCUCAGAGCAUCGCUAGACCGGUCGCAACCACGGGUGCUUGA
This is a messenger RNA of Ceraceosorus guamensis, 2502 nucleotides long. RefSeq names its product kinase-like protein. Gene Ontology annotation, biological process: regulation of mRNA processing; protein phosphorylation; spliceosomal complex assembly. The coding region runs from base 1 to 2502 and encodes 833 amino acids. NCBI's taxonomy places the organism in Eukaryota, Fungi, Basidiomycota, Exobasidiomycetes, Ceraceosorales, Ceraceosoraceae. The record is from RefSeq and is a predicted model, not a curated record. Gene Ontology annotation, molecular function: protein kinase activity; ATP binding. The transcript is spliced from 3 exons.